Cannabis sativa is the source of this 1905-nucleotide messenger RNA. Its product is annotated as aspartic proteinase. Gene Ontology annotation, molecular function: aspartic-type endopeptidase activity. Gene Ontology annotation, biological process: lipid metabolic process; proteolysis. NCBI's taxonomy places the organism in Eukaryota, Viridiplantae, Streptophyta, Magnoliopsida, Rosales, Cannabaceae. The transcript is spliced from 14 exons. The coding region runs from base 224 to 1732 and encodes 502 amino acids. The record is from RefSeq and is a predicted model, not a curated record.
ACAAGACAACAAAACAGUGGAGUGUUGUGUAUGUGUACCAUUCCAAGCUUCAGGCUUCAGUUCAUUUUGAAAAUUGGGUAAUUUCCUACUUCUGAGGAGAUUCUACACGCUUGUCUUUGUGGUCACUACUCUCACCACCUUCUACUUCAUCGUUUUCAUCUUCUUCCACCAUUUUCAACUUAGCUUUACCAAGGACAUAUUAUUUAUAGUGAUCAAUCUAAAGAUGUACUGGCAUAAGUAUCUGGUGGUGAGUUUGUAUUUAUGGGCCUUAAUAUGUUCACUUCUUCCUGAUUCUUCCAAUGGUUUAAUGAGAAUUAAGUUAAGGAAGAGAGACCUUGAUCUUGAAAGUAUCAAAGCAGCAGCAAAAUUUGAAAGAGAGCAUAAAUAUUUGGGUAGUAGUAGCUCAUCAGAUGAAGAUAUAGUACCUUUGAAGAACUAUUUGGAUGCCCAAUACUUUGGAGAGAUUAGUAUUGGUUCACCUCCUCAGAAUUUUACUGUCAUUUUUGACACUGGAAGUUCCAAUCUUUGGGUUCCAUCAGCAAAAUGUUACUUUUCUAUAGCUUGUUAUUUCCAUUCUCGGUACAAAUCAAGCCGGUCUACCACCUAUACUAGCAUUGGAAAAUCUUGUGAAAUAAACUAUGGUUCUGGAUCAAUAUCUGGUUUUUUAAGCCAAGACAAUGUUCAAGUUGGAGAUGUUGUUGUAAAAGACCAGGUUUUCAUUGAGGCCACUAGAGAGGGGAGUCUCACUUUCUUGGUGGCCAAGUUUGAUGGAAUAUUUGGACUUGGCUUUCAGGAAAUAUCAGUUGCAAAUGUUACACCAGUUUGGUACAACAUGGUGCAACAAGACCUUGUAAGUGAAGAAGUCUUCUCAUUCUGGUUUAACCGCGAUCCAUCAGCUAAGAUGGGAGGUGAACUUGUUCUUGGAGGAGUUGAUAAAAACCAUUAUAAGGGGAAACAUACUUAUGUUCCAGUUACUAAAAAGGGUUAUUGGCAAAUCGAAAUGGGAGAUAUUUUGGUUGGGAACCAGUCAACAGGUGUUUGUGAGGGAGGAUGUGGUGCCAUUGUCGAUUCAGGAACGUCCUUGCUUGCUGGUCCAACAACUAUUGUGGCUGAGAUCAACCAUGCUAUUGGAGCCAAGGGAGUAGUCAGCACAGAAUGCAAGUUAGUUGUUUCACAAUAUGGAGACAUCAUAUGGAAUCUACUGAUCUCUGGGGUACGACCUGAUAAAGUUUGUGCUCAGCUUGGUUUGUGCUUGUUCAAUGGGGCUGAGUAUGUAAGUACCGGGAUCGAAACAAUGGUUGAUAAGGAGAAUAGGGAGGAGGGAGUUUCAGCAAAAGAUCCUGCUUUAUGCACAGUUUGUGAGAUGGCUGUUAUUUGGGCUCAGAAUCAGCUAAAACAGAAGGGAACCAAAGAAAAAGUGAUCCACUACAUUAAUGAGCUUUGUGAGAGCUUGCCAAGCCCAGCUGGGGAAUCAGUAAUUAACUGCAACAGCAUUUCAAACAUGCCUAACAUUACAUUCACCAUUGGAGGAAAAUCUUUCCCUAUCACUCCUGAACAGUACAUUUUGAAGACUGGAGAAGGCAUUUCUUCAGUCUGCAUCAGUGGGUUUUCAGCUUUUGAUGUGCCUCCCCCAACUGGUCCACUAUGGAUUCUUGGAGAUGUAUUUAUGGGAGUGUAUCACACAGUGUUUGACUAUGGUGAUCUCAAAGUGGGUUUUGCUGAAGCUGUUUAGCACUAUGGUGGUGAUCUCUGGGAGCUGCUGCUUUUUUUUUUUUCUCUUUUACUAUAUCAUUUGGAGACUCAUAUGUUCUGAGGAUCAUCAUCAUGUAAAUUUUUAUUUUAAUAAACUUAUACCAUGUCUUAGAAAAUAAAAAUGGGCACCUGGAGACAUGUUAAAAGUUAUAA